AUGGUAGACCAGACGCCGCUCCAAUCUGUGGAGCCGCUGUUAUUAGCUUCUGAGGGCGAGGACGACUCUGAUGAUGGCAUGGGCGCGUCCAUCGCCAGUUCGUCAACGUCAUUGUCGUCAAGCAUUCUGAAAUAUCGAGAAGAGAAUGGACGGACAUAUCACGCAUUCAGAGAAGGCAGAUACGUUCUGCCUAAUGACGAUGUUGAAAAUGAGCGCUUGGACCUGCAACACCACCUCUGCACUUUGACCCUCGGGGGCAAGUUGUUCAUCUGCCCGGCGGGUACGGACAAGCCUCUUGGGAGGGUCCUUGACGCCGGUACAGGGACAGGCAUCUGGGCAAUAGACUUUGCUGAUGAGCAUCCGGAGACUCACGUCACCGGGGUUGACCUCAGUCCAAUUCAGCCGUCUUUCGUCCCACCAAACGUGACAUUCUAUAUUGACGACCUCGAGGAUACCUGGACGUUCCACGACAAGUUUGACUUCAUCUAUUCGCGCAUGCUCACCGCCUCCAUCUCCGACUGGCCCAAGUUCCUGCAACAAAGCUACGACAACCUCAACCCUGGGGGUUGGAUCGAGCUGCUCGACGUGCACCUGCAGCUGCAGUCCGAUGACAAGACCAUCCCGACGGACUGUGCUAUGGCGCAGUGGGGAGACCUGAUGCUCGAGGCGGCGGCUAAGCUCAACCGACCGCUGGACAGCAUGACGUUCUAUCGGCAGCAGCUGGCUGAUAUCGGAUUCACCAAUGUGACGGAACAUGUAUUCAAGUGGCCUACAAAUUCGUGGCCGCGAGACUCCCGACACAAAGAGUUAGGGAUGUGGACGUUUGAGAACUUGGGCAACGGGCUUUCUGGGCUGAGCAUGGCGCUUUUUACCCGCGCGCUGGGAUGGUCUCCUGCAGAAUUGGAGGUGUUUCUGGCAGGGGUCCGAAAGCAGAUGAGGGACCGGUCCAUCCACGGCUACUGGCCCAUAUAUGUCGUGUACGCUCAGAAGCCGGGGUACAAUGGCUGA
This is a messenger RNA of Purpureocillium lilacinum, 1008 nucleotides long. NCBI's taxonomy places the organism in Eukaryota, Fungi, Ascomycota, Sordariomycetes, Hypocreales, Ophiocordycipitaceae. The record is from RefSeq and is a predicted model, not a curated record.